Molecule: messenger RNA, 7960 nt
Organism: Triplophysa rosa
Lineage: Eukaryota; Metazoa; Chordata; Actinopteri; Cypriniformes; Nemacheilidae
Gene: pogzb
Product: pogo transposable element derived with ZNF domain b
Exons: 21
Coding region: 400-6819 (2139 amino acids)
Biological process (GO): regulation of DNA-templated transcription
Molecular function (GO): RNA polymerase II cis-regulatory region sequence-specific DNA binding; DNA-binding transcription factor activity, RNA polymerase II-specific
Source: RefSeq, a predicted model, not a curated record
ACCAUCAAUGUGAUGAAUAAAAUCCCAACACUGCAUGCGCUACACUAUUAAACUGACAGUCGUGUGAAUACUGGAAAAUGUUGUCGUUGCAAGGAAGGACGCCAUUUUCUUGCUCCAGUAACCACUCCUCUUUAUUUCUGGGAUUACAGCGAACCAGUGGUCGGAAUUCAAACCCGGAAAUGGCGUCUUCCGCGUAUCAACCAAUGAGAGCCACGGUACGAGCUGAACGUCAGUCCUUUUAGCGCAUUUAUUUGUCUCGUAUGUGACGUGCCGGCUGGCUUUGUGUUGUUUCAGUAUAUUGCUUUCAACAUAUUUCAGUAAAGCUUAUUCACUGGGUGAAGUUUUGUAUAUGGACAAACGCCAGCGUUGAAGUUGAAACCUGACGUACCUGAAGGAAACAUGGAUGCAGAUUUGUUUAUGGAGUGUGAGGAGGAGGAGCUGGAGCCAUGGCAACAGCAGCCUUCAAUGGAGGAACCGGUGGGCAAUGCAGAAAGCAAUACUUUCACUAGUGAGACCAACACGGCUGAGCCUAAAACCAUGGUGAUCCAAAGCCUGCCACCUGUAGUGAAUGCAGUGAGCACUGUGCCACUGCUAACAAAACCAUUAACUCCUCAAGUAGUUUCCGCUGAUAUUCCUAAGCCAGUGCAAGGGCAGCAGGUCAUAUUGACUCCUAGUGGAGGAGGGUUGAGCACUGUGGCUCUGUCACAGGUUCUCCUGCCUGGCACGUCCCCAAUUACCAAUGCUGCCAACAGCCAGCCGUUUUACUUCACCACACAGGGUCUUCCAGUCCAGAAUAUUCAUACUCUCCAACCUGGCCAGAGCCCAAUGGGAUUGGUGCUAAAUGUCCAACAAGGCCAAACUGUUCGACCUAUAACUUUAGUCCAAGCACCUGGAACUCAGAUUUUUAAGCCAGCUGUUGGAUCAACCCAAAUAAUUACCCAGCCAGCUCAGAUAAGAGGCGCAGCUCCGAUCGCAAGCGUGGCCCAGACACCAACUUCCUUCAGCACAGUCCAGAUCCCUGCUACUCUCACAAUACGUACCACAACGGGGGUAACCCUGCCUACUGUUAAUUCUCUAAGCACCAUGUCCUCUACGACUGCUCAGCCUUCCGCACAACGGACCACAACUAAAAUCUUGACGAUAAAGCCGGGAACUAGCCCCUUAGAGCUGCAAAACCUUAUGAGCCUUGUGAAAUCGGUUAACCUUCCUGGUGGAGCUCAAGCACAGACAUUUGUUGUCAUGAACCAUCAAAAGACCAACGGGCCUCCUGUUGUCUCCUCUGCUGUUCCUUCCACACCUCCAACUGUUGUCCAAACGAUCCCCGUUACAAAUACAGUACAAUCGUCAUAUCAUUCGUGUCCUCGGUGUGGAGCUCAGUUCAAAAUGAUUGAGGCUCUGCGGAGUCAUAUGUGUUUCUGCUGUCCAGAUGCCGGGACGGCUGCCAAAGGCAGAACCACACCUGCUUCGAACACCUUAGCCACCCAAACCUUGCCCAAAACCCUCGUUGUUGUACCUAAGGUUAACACAGAAAGUUCCUCCAUCAAGGGUGAAGAGACCCAGUCCAGACUCGUAAUGCUGGUGGAUGACUUUUAUUAUGGUACUUUUGAGGGAAAUCGAGUCUACGUGCCUAUGGACAACUUGAAGGAACCAUUACCGUUCAGAUGUCUCACCUGUAAUAAGAAGCUGAAGAAUAACAUUAGGCUUAUGACCCAUAUGAGGUACCAUGUCGAGCUGGAUCAGCAAAAUGGGGAGAUGGGCACUCACACCUCCUGCCAGCACUGUUUUCGCCAUUUUCCCACUCCGUUUCGCCUUCAGUGUCACCUGGAGAGUGUCCACACUGCUGUGGAGUCAUCGACCACGUGUAAGAUAUGUGAGUGGUCCUUUGAGAGUGAGCCAGUGUUUCUCCAGCACAUGAAGAACACACACAAACCUGGAGAGAUGCCGUAUGUGUGCCAGGUGUGUGAAUACCGGUCUUCUUUCUACCCUGAUGUUCUUAAACACUUUCAUACCUGGCAUGAGGAUACCCGUCACCUUCUGUGCCAGUAUUGUCUUAAGGUUUUCAAGCAUUCCUCCAGUUACCAGAAGCACUAUGUUUGUCAUCAGAAGUCAACUGUUUACCACUGUAACAAGUGUCGCCUUCAGUUUCUUUUCACAAAAGACAAAGUUGAGCAUAAAGUGAAUCAUCACAAGACUUUCCGCAAGCCUCGUGAAUUAGAAGGACUCCAGCCAGGAACAAAAGUAACCAUUAGGGCAUAUGUUGGACAGAAGAAAACAAGUCAGUCGUCUUCAAAGACACCUGUUACCUUAAUGAAUAGCAUAGCCAGUUCUCAACCCGUAAACAGUGGUGACCAGCAGUCACAAAAACAAGGACCUGGGAGAAAACAGGUCAGCAGGAUGUUUGGCUAUAUAGUCAAUUUCCAAGAGCAGCGUGCACUGCUGGGUAGACAUAAGUGUGUUGAAUGCACUUUUGAAGUCCCAGACUUUGCGAAUCAUUAUCCUACUUACGUCCACUGCUCGCUGUGUUUUUACAGCACAUGCUGUUCUCGUGCGUACGCAAACCACAUGAUUAACAAUCACGUUGCUGGAAGAAUGGCAAAAGCUUCUAAAAGGGGUCCCCCAAGCGGUUUGAAGCUGAGCUGUGCAGAAUGUGCCUACUCAACCUCUGUGGGAAAUUUAAUGGCCAAACACAUGGCGAAGUUCCGUGGUCACUCCUCUUGUAUCUUCACUCGUAGAGAGUGUUUGGAGACAGAUAUAGAGUUCUGCCAGGUUGAGGAGGAGGAGGUGGAGGGUCCACAAGGGGAUGAAGCUAGUGAUGUUGGGACACAGCCUGACUGGUUGUCCAUGGAACACUGGAGUGUGCCGAGAGAUGAAGGAACUGUGCCACAAUUCAUGGAAAGUUGUGGCCCACAGCUUUUAAUGUCCAAGACAAGCGAUGCCCUCGACUACUUCACGCUUCUUUUUCCCGACAACCUCUUUGAGCAAAUCGUUUACGAGACCAACGCCUACGCUAGUUACUGCUGUGCUUUCGGCAAGGGGGAUCCUACCUGGUAUCCUGUGGUUACAGAGGAAAUCAAAGGCUUUUUUGGUCUCUGCAUCCUGAUGGGGCUUGAAAGCCUGCCGGAUCCAGAGAUGUACUGGUCCUCGGACCAAUGUCAGGGGAGUUUCGCCUCCAAAACACGCGAGGUCUUUCAGUGGACCAUGUCUAUCACACGUUUCAAGCAGAUCAGGGCUCACAUCAGAAUGAGCAGCAUGAUUGUGGAGAACAAUGAGCAAAGUGUCGACAAGCUGCUCUUUUUUCAGCCCAUGUUGAAUGUCUUGCAGACAAGCAUGAAAGACGCCUACAUUCCAAAUAAGUGUCUGACAAUCGAUCAAGCUUUUCUACCAAGCCACGAGAAAGGAAUCGCCAGGGAGAAGAGUAAAAAUUCUCAGCCGAGGAUAUGGCUCCUGUGUGAUUCAAAAUCUGGCUUCUGCCACAAACUGUUAGUCUUGACACAGCAGGAGAAACACAAAGACAUGGGGAGAUCUGUUGUGCCGCAUCUCAUAGAAGACCUUCAGGGUAAACAUCACCACUUCUUCUUGUCCAGCUCACUAGCGUCUGUUCCUCUAAUGCGGGAGCUGUAUGAAGUUGGUAUAUACUGCUCCACCUCUGUCCUGCCUAACAGUUCUAUCCUACCUGUUGAGUUUUGGGAUCUGCCCCCAUUGGAGAAUCCAGGAGAUUUUCAACAGUACAAAUACUCUCCACUACUUGCUACCAGAUGGAAAGAUUCCAAGCAGCUAGUAUGCCUCUCCACAAACGCUGAAGCAGGCCAGCCAGACACAGUGUGGAGGAGAUCCACUGUUAAGAUGGGUGAUCUUACCUCCAUCGAAAGACCUCUGGCCUUUAAGCUGCUCCAGGACAAUAUGCGUGGAGUUGACAUCUGUAAUCAGUUACUGACCUGCAAUCAACUCGGCGGGCUGAGUCUUGACACCAACUGGCGGCGUCUCUUCUGGUUCCUCGUUAACUUGAGUGUCAUUAAUUCUUUCAUCAUUCUACGAGAGACCCGCAAAGACCGUCCACCUGCGUGGUGUCCAGGCGGUCACUUCUCCCAGGCCAUCUAUCGUAAACGGCUAGGGUACCAGCUGGCCAAGAUCGCUGAACGAUACGUCCGUCGGAACCAAAUUUUUGAGAGCACAGUCCUGCAAGACUUCAGUCAGACAUCAAUCAAGCAAGAGAGUUCAGAGACACAAGAAGGGGUCAGACACCGAUUAGCCAAAAUUUCUCGUAAGACGAAGAGAUGUAAGGUUUGCAACCUGCUGAAUCAACGUCAUGAGAGUGUGUACGGCUGCACGGUGUGCCUUGUGAAUCUGUGCAAGCGUUCUUGCUGUUUCUGGGACUUCCAUGGUUUCUCACCUAAUUUCCAAGGUAACCCCAGGGUUGGAUUUGUGGCCCCUAAGAGGGAAGGCAUGCCGUAUGCACUUGAUCGUCGCACUAAAAGAUUCAAGGCUAAAAGAGAGGUGCACCCCUCGGAGGACAGCAAAAAUAGUCCAUGUGGUGCUGAUUCUGAGGAUCAGAAUGUGGACCAGGAAAUGGCUCCUCUGGAAGACACCGACAUGGACACUGAUACAGCUGAAAGUGAUGUGGAGCCACAGGAAAUACUAAACAGACAAAAGGGAGCAAUAGAGGUAGCCAAUUCAACACUUUCCCACCCUGCUAAAGACAGAGAUGAGCCUCUCUCUAUUCAUCAACGUCGAAUUCUACUGCUGGCAUUGUGCGGUGGAAUCCAGAAAGCGUCUAAUGAAAUGUCCACCAAGCCUAAUCUCAUUCAAUCCUGGCUUCGAGACAAAGAGAAACAGUUAGAUGAAGUCAGCUGCAGUAGACGUGGAGAGGCCUUUGACCGUCUGGUGGAGUGGGUUCUGGCCCAACGGGAGCAACAGUUUCCUAUCAGUGAGGCGAAACUAUUCGAGAAAACUUCAGAGAUGCAAAGUCAAACUAACGAGAGCGACUCGUUCCGUAUUUCUUACGAGUGGGCUGUGAGCUUCAUGUUGCAGAACAAACUGGGCUUGGAUGUACCCAUUUCAGAACAUAGGGAACUUCCUCAUGCCAUGGAGGAGAAUUGCCAACGCUUCACAGAGUUUGUGCACGGCCAAAUCAAGACCAACAACAUCCAACAAUGCAUGAUCGGUGCUAUGGAUCAGCUCUCUAUUUUUGUGGACUUUAAUUUGUUGAAUGAGAACACCAGCAUCAGCAAUGAGAAGGCCUUUCAGUUGACUGGGUCUGGGAAACCUUUUGUUAAAAUUUACCUUACGGUGCUUGCUGAUGGAACUGUGAUGCCUGCGAUGGUCUUUACGACUAAAGCCGGGAGCAAGUUGAGCGAACGCCUCCCAGACUCAGUCUUACUUAUGGCUAAAGAGGAAGCUUUAAGUGGAACAGAAGAGAUAGAGGUUUGGGCCGCCCGAGUGUGGAAGCAGCAUCCUGACUGGCAGAGCGAGAAGGAGGCCAUGCUGGUUAUGGAUAGCCAUCAUACCCGUGUGUCUGAGGAUUUCAUAUCCACGGUCAGAAGCGCCAAAACUUUACCUGCUAUUGUUCCAGUUGGGUGUACUGGACGACACCAACCCCUGGAGAUGUGUGUGCGGCCCGUGCUUCAAAGGUUGCUUCUUGCUCGAUGGGCACAGCGGUCUGCUAGUGAUGGCACAUCUGAGGUCCAGCCUGAAGAUGUGGUGCAGCUUCUUGUUACCUGGUUAGGAGAGGCCAUGUCUUGCUUCUCGCGUAAGCCUGAGUUUAUUCAGCACUCAUUCUGCUUGGCUCGACUGAUUCCUGACCAUUCGCAAGAGGAACAUACCAAUUUGCCAGGUAAUCCAUUGGAGCUGAUAAAUUUGCUGUUGGAUGCCGUGUCUGGACCUGAAGUAGUUGAAAUUGACUCUGCAGAUGAGGAAGAGCCAAUGGAAACGUGUACUGUAAGCAAGACGAAUCUGGUCGAGGAACCGAUUGAUUUAACAGAGGAGCCAGAAAUUGUAGAAAAUGAAGAUGAUCAAACAGACGAUGAAGACAAAACUCCAACAGAGAGAAAUAAGAUAGAAAGUCAAACACAGGAAAGGACUGAAGAUUGUUUGGAAAUUGCGAGUGAAUCUACAGAUAUCUCACAGUCAUCGCCUAAAUCAGACGCAGGUUCAAAUAACUCUGAACAAGACAAUUUCUCAGAAUCUUGUCAAGAUCUCAAAGAACCCCAUCAAGAUCCCAUUGAACACCGUCAAGAUCCCACUGAACACCAUCAAGAUCCCAAUGAACCCCGUCAAGAUCCCAAUGAACCCCGUCAAGAUCCCAAUGAACCCCGUCAAGAUCCCACUGAACCCCGUCAAGAUCCCACUGAACCCCGUCAAGAUCCCACUGAACCCCGUCAAGAUCCCACUGAACCCCGUCAAGAUCCCAGCGAACACCGUAAAGAUCCCAGCGAACACCGUAAAGAUCCCAGCGAACCCCGUCAAGAUCCCAACGAACCACGCCAAGAUCCCAUCGGACCCCGUCAAGAUCCCAACGAACCCCGUCAAGAUCCCAUGGAACCUCGUCAAGAUCCCAUGGAACCCCGUCAAGAUCCCACUGAACCCUGUCAAGAUCCCACUGAACCCUGUCAAGAUCCCACUGAACCCUGUCAAGAUCCCACUGAACCCUGUCUAGAUCCCACUGAACCCUGUCUAGAUCCCACUGAACCCCGUCAAGAUUCCAACGAACCCCGUCAAGAUCCCAUCGGACCCCGUCAAGAUCCCAUCGGACCCCGUCAAGAUCCCAACGAACCCCGUCAAGAUCCUGAUGCUGAUCAAACAGAUUCUGCAUCCAACAGGUGAUGUUUGGUUUACUGAGAGGUGUUAGUGGUUGUACAUAUAACUCUGAGUGUCCCUAACAAGACUUGUUAUUUAAUGUAUAACUCAUGGUGGAGUAAAAAGAGGGGUGGGGUCUUUUGUAUCAUAAGAACUGCAUUGAUUCAAAACAUAGAUGAAGCAUGGGAGUUUUUUUUUACUGUUUGUUCUUUUUUGCUUAUAUGUUAGCAGGUCAGCUCACAUGCAGUGUAAACUUUUAUUGUAUGUGGAUUGGUAUUCUGUGAUGGUUUUGCAUCCCAAAUGCACAUUUCAAACAUCAGCAUAUGUUUUUUUUUCAAACCUAUGGGGCCUAAAGCUAAUGACUCAACAUGACAUAACCUAAAUGAUUACACUUGAAAUUAAAUGUUGAAACUGUUAUGUUAUGAAAAUGGUAAUUAAAAUAUACUUUAUAAUUAUUUCAUGCAGUGAUAGUUGUGAUUAUGGGUCAUUUGUUGAGCAGGGUUCCCAAAACAAAAUAAAUAUAUAUAUAUAUAAUUUGAAAAUGUGUAAAGAAGCAGUGUUUAAAAUAUUAAAGGUUAUUGACUAUACAUGUUGAACUUUUAAGAUGAUCUAAACAAGAAAAAUGUAGUUGCCAAAAUAUUGCAGGGUAAAACGUUCAAGUUUGACUUAAUGCACAUAAAUGAUGAAUCAAAUCAAAAUGUGUCUUAAAAAUGGUAAAAGUCAUGGACAAACAUAUAAAUGGUCAAAAAGUGUGGGAACCCUCUAUUUCAUUUGGCUAGAGGAUUUCUGAGCUACAUUACUGAGGUUAUUUCCUAACAUGUAUACAGGUCUAUUUAUGAUACAGAAGGAUUACAUUAUUUGUCUUUAUUGACGUUCAUCUUGCAGUGUUUCUGGGCAACUGACUCAGUUUGUCUUGAAGUUCUUCAUUUGGUAACAGUAGGGUGGAUCUGACAUCCUGAAGAGUCUUAUUAUUUCAUAUUGUAACAAUGAAUGGUUUGGAAUCAUGUGUGCAUUGAAAUAUUUAUAUUCUGUAUUGAUUUCAGUAUCUGAUUUAUACACAGGAUGGUUUACACUUCCAUGUGUUCUUUAGCACAUUUAAUGGAUCCUUUCAUAUUUUUCUUGAGUGUUCUGCAAAAAAUAAAAGAAACUGCUAAUGACUGUGUAUAAA